AUGCAUCUUGGAGGAGUUGCAUUUGAAAUAGAUGAAACAUCUCCAAACUAUUUACUUAAAACAUGGAUGUCUCAGUUGAAUUCAUUAUAUGUGGUAGACGAUUUAGUUAAGAUGAAUGGGAACCAGCCGGAACAUUGGAAGAAGGAAGGGGAGAAAAAGAGGCAGCAAAAACAAUUAUUCCCUCUUAAUUCGGAGUCAAGAUAUUUUCCGUCUAAAAAGGUUGUUUCCAUAUUGGCUAUUAUACAACUAAUGCUUGCAAUUAGCCAUUUCAUCGAAAACACCAUCUUGCUUCACCGCAAUUUUCACGAUUUUCAUGAUGGUGAAAGUCGGUAA
Loa loa (African eye worm) is the source of this 333-nucleotide messenger RNA. RefSeq lists its product as hypothetical. The record is from RefSeq and is a predicted model, not a curated record. The transcript is spliced from 2 exons. Bases 1 to 333 code for a protein of 110 amino acids. NCBI's taxonomy places the organism in Eukaryota, Metazoa, Nematoda, Chromadorea, Rhabditida, Onchocercidae.